CCCACAAUGCACCGCUGCGCAGCUGCAGAUGGAAUGUAGCUCACUAGCAUCGAAUGCUAGCCGCAGCAGCGCAGUAAAGUUUGACAAACACGUCAUGAGCGGCUCGAACCCACUGUCAGCCCCGCACUGACAACACAUGCGUCAGGUUGACGGAGGCGGAAGUACUGCGAGCACGAUCGUGUUGACUUGUUGUUGGGAAUCCCUAUGCUGGUAGAGUGUGGCUUCAGCUCAACUGCUCAGCGAUGAACAUUGAUGACAAGUUGGAGGGGAUGCUUAUGAAAUGUGUCCCCGUGGGGCUCCACCACCCAUCUCGAGGCUUGGGUUCUUCAAGGGUGGAUGGAAGAGGAAGGAGAGGCAGUUUAGAUAUGACUCUUGGGGAGCGAGGUUUGGCCAAUCACCCGCUUUUGGCAGAGGAUGACGAUGAUGAAGAUGAUGAUCUGGUGGGUGGAGUGCUGACCUCGCACGAUCUGAUAUCCCAGGAAGACCUGAUGGUUCACGAGGAGACAUCGAAAAAUGAUGGAGAGGAUGGACCAGCUUUCUCACCACGAAUCACACAUAAAUUACACUAUACGCUCAAUAUCCCUAUGAAUAUAAAGCAAGAGAUGAAAAUGCCGGAUUCGUUGAUUCCAAAUAAGGAGAAGAAGAAACAGGGGAGGGACCCAAAUGACUGUCUUAAAAAGAAGAAGAGAAAGCAACGCUCGCCUGCAAAGGUUUAUUUUCAGGCAUCUGAGAUUAAAAUUCUCACUAUUAAUGAAGACGGGUCCCUUGGCCACCAGAAUCCAAAAUCGCACGUAUGUGAACACUGCAAUGCCGCUUUUCGGACAAACUACCAUUUGCAAAGACAUGUUUUCAUUCAUACAGGUGAAAAACCAUUCCAGUGCAAUCAGUGUGACAUGCGUUUUAUUCAGAAGUACCUUCUUCAGAGACAUGAGAAAAUCCACACAGGAGAAAAGCCUUUUCGCUGUGAUGAGUGUGGAAUGAAAUUUAUACAGAAGUAUCACAUGGAAAGGCACAAGAGGACACACAGCGGAGAGAAGCCCUACCAGUGUGACUACUGCCAUCAGUAUUUCUCCAGAACUGACAGAGUACUGAAGCACAGACGCAUGUGCCACGAGAACAAAGACAGAAAGGUGCAGAAAGCUGCGGCCAAAGACGUCCCUUAUCACAGCCAGGAGACCUUAGGGUUAUCAUUUCCUGUCAAGGAGUGCACGCUUCCCAAGAAGAAACGUCAAAAGACCACUGACAAAAGUCAAGUCUCACUCACAAGUUCCAUUGUUCCAGAAAAAGCAGUAGAAGCUGAUACUGAGGAGAAAACAGAGGACAGGCUUGAUAGAAACGAGUGCCUUCCUCUUUACGCAGUAGCCACCAAAGUAAAAGAUGAGUACGUUGUGACAGAUUAUUCUGUUGAGCUCCCUGAUUCCCCACCUGUCAACCGGCAUCUUGCGGGGGAGGAGUCUAAUGAUGAGAUCAUAAAUCCUCCAAAACUUGUCCUGAAGAAGAUUGCCAGCAGGAAGGGUAUGAAACAGCAGUCUCUAGAGCCUUCUCAAAGUCUCUCUCCCUUGUCCUCGUUUGAAGAAAGCAAAGAAACAAGAUACACGUUUGAGAUCGUGGAUAACAAAGGCCUUUUGGAUGUCGAGACCAACCCUGACAUGGAGUCCGUAGAUGCCUUACAGGCAGGACAAGCGAAACCGACCGGAAGUAGCACAAACUACGACGACGCCAUGCAGUUUCUCAAGAAGAGGCGUUACCUUCAAGCGCUACCUACGACGAACGCUAGCCGAGACUUUGCGCUAAACGUGAGCAGCAUCGUUACGCAGCCCUCCGUCACACAGGUGGCUGUAGCGAGCGUCAUCGAUGAGACUGUUCCCGCCACGAUUCUCGCCGAGACUCAGACUCUGAAUGUGGAGAUCAAGUCCAGCAGCGAGAAGAAUGUUCUCCCAGAUGAAGUCCUGCAGACCCUUCUCGAUCACUACUCCAAUAAGGCCAAUGGGCAAGCUGAGAUUUCCUUCAGUGUGGCUGACACAGAGGUGACGUCUAGCAUCUCCAUUAACUCCUCUGAUGAAAGCAGCCCCUCCGAGUCUUUGGGCACUGGCUCGCAAGCGCCCCCGGCAGAGAAGGCCAGCCUUCUACAAGAGUACUCCAAGUUUCUCCAGCAAGCGCUUGAAAGGACCAGUCAGAACGACACCUACCUUAACAACCAGAGUCUUACAUUCAUAAAUGACAAUGCCAGUCUUGCAGGGCAGCCUUUGUUUUCCACCGAGAAGCAGUUCACCUCCCCAUCCCGGUUCAGGCCGAGCAUGAACUCUCCUUUGAGAUCCACCUUGGAGAAACCCAGUUUUAGCCUUUUAGUAGAUUCCCAACACUCAUUCUCCUUUUCGGGUGAUGAGACUAACCCCUCUUCAGUUUCGCCAACUGAAGACUUUCUCGACCAGGUAACCCCUCCUAAAAAGACAGAUGCACAAAAUAUCAGUCAGACAUUUCAAAUGGCCACUUUUGAGCAGAAUUUUCGAUCUCAGUUUUCAAGCUCAAGAUCUGGAAUAUCUUCACAGUUUAGCAUUGCCAGCGGACAAGUUAGCCUGAGAGGACACGGAGGAACAGAUUUCCCAGAGUUCUCUCUUGUCAGUGAAACAAGAACUCAACUAACCUCAUCUCCAGAUGCUUCGAGCAGCCAAACCUUUGGCUAAACUAAAGCUUUUAACGAUUUCGCACUUUAUAUUCAAGGUCUUUGAGUUCUAUCAGUGAAGGCAAUGUGAUUUAUGUGCAAAUACAUAUGAUUUUCCAUCUCCAUCAAGCAAGCAAAUCAUGUGUGGGAAUCAAAGUGAUCACAGUUCUAAUGAAGACAAUGGGAUGCUCUUUGUGUCAUGGCAUUGUCUGUGUAUUGCACAUAUAAUGCUUAAAUUGAACGAAUGAUGGUUUGCUAAACUAGAUAAUGUAUACAGUCAAUGGGUUUUCUUGGCCCAUUCCCUGGCCGAACCAUCAUUGCUGGUGUAGUAGAAAUUAUACAAAGACCAACUUCCUUUUGGCCUUGCAUUAUCGCGUUCAGUCCUUUUGCUGGAAUUCAUUAACAGUUGUUAAGGACUAACCUAGCAUUACAAUCAGUAAUGUAUUUUGUUAUUAUGUUAUCAUGUUUUUUUGGAGAGGUACUAAAAGGACCUCACUGUUUUCCCCUUGAGUAAGGCACUUACUAGAUGGACGAUCUUAUCAUGGUUUAUCUUCAUAUGUCAUAUAGAAUCUCUACAAGAUGCAGUCUAUUUUGCGUAGAAUCAUCUGUAGGUAAUCUUAAUUUGAGUUCAUACUGACCCCGCCUAUUUUAUAUAGUAAGAUUAUAUAAUCCUGAAUUAUUUUUGCACAAUAUUCAUGAGGUUCUCAAAGAAACUAUACUUUUGUGAUCAUCGGUACAGUUUGAUUUAGUUGAUAGUCCUUGCCAAGUCGUAAACAGCGGCAACAGGUAUGCAGUUCAUACAUGUCAUCAUUGAACCCGACUAUUACUGCAUGACGGUUGAAAGAAAAACUGCAAAAAAGCUUUCUCAACCGUUUGAUUUCUUGAAUUGCAGAUUCAUCUUAGAUCUGCUAAACAUUAAAUAGCACUAUCCUCCUACCGCACUUUUGUUUAGAAUUAGAUUCCCCUUAUCUAGGCAUAUAAUGCAAACCUAAAAAAAUGAAAGAUAAGAACUGUUUCAGAACAUGGUAAAUUGUCUUUAGUGAAAUCAAGGAAGAUGAUUUAAGAAUGUGUGUCUGAGAUCAUGUUUAUGCUUCUAUCUGUGUCCAUUAGCAUACAUGUCUGUGCAUCAUAUUGUCAUGCUGUUUUGUUUAUUGGAUUGAAAUAGAACUGAUAAAGUAACAUUUAAUGUUUAGUAAAAUUGUAUGAGGACUGUAUGUAUAUGUACACAUAGCAUUUGUUUAUUGCACAUAUUUCUUUCUUCAGCGUAAUAACUAAUCAUGUAAUAUAAAAGCUUUGUUUUCUCAGAUUAUGGAAAUGUAUCUGCUUUUCCCACAGCUAUCUUGAUAAAAUUAAGUUUUGCUUAUUUUAAAAAAAUAUAUAUAAAGCGUCAUGCCAAGCUGUACAUUCAUUGGACCUUGUUCAUUAAACAUGAGCAGGACACAUUUCUGUGUACAUUUUGAAAUUAAUCUAUUCUUAUGUAAAUUGUUAAAUGGGUUUUAGAACAGUCAUACAUCACAUACGUUUGUUCUGCUGGUGUUUCUUGAACAGCCUUAUGAGUACUGUUUCCAUAGUUUGCAUGUUUUGGGUGUCGAAGAUCAACUAAUGUUUUACAGUUUCAGGUUUCUUCAAAGUGUGCCUAAACAUUCCUUUAUUGUUCUCUUCUUUUUACAUGUUGUAAAUAGCUUGUCUAUUUUAUUUUCAAGUGCAUUUUGCUGUGCACAUUUUUCCUUUGCGUGCAGUAUAUAUAGAGACAUGAUUAACCAAAAUGUCUUGGUCCCCUAAGCACAGCUGUUAAAAACAUGUUGUGUUCAUGUUUGUUAAACUACAUUUCUAGUCUUCUCUAUGAAUUUGCUUUAAAUGCAGUUUUAUCGAUUACGGACUUGGAUUUCACACAACCUCAAAUGAUCUUUUUUGGGAUAUUAUUUAUCGCUUCUGGUUUAGAUGGCUCAGAAAUUGGAAUAAUUUAAGGGAUGUCUGAUGCCUUUUUUUAAGCAUAUGAUGUGAUCGUGUUUUGUAAACUGAGUUGUUGUUCGUAAAAGAUCCAUAUCCAUAUUUAAACACAUCACUUUUGUCCUUCUUAAAUAUUUUGUUAAUUGAGCAUUUGAGUCCAAUCUGGUGGUAUGUAUCAUUGUUUCAUGACAAAUGUUAAACUGAUUGAAAAACAGGUGGUUUUAUUUAGUAAGAAAACUUGUAAGUCCUAGAUAUAUAAACAAUUUCAUUGGGGUGUGCAUGUCUAUUGACUGUCUUUGUACACUGGUUAUAUUUUUGUAUGUAGUGUAUCCAUUUUAUUGUAGCCUAAUUAUUUCUAUAGAAAAUACUUUAAUGCAAUAUUUUGCCUAAGAAAUCGAGGGAGAUGUUCUGAUUGGAUGUUUUUUGGUUGUGUGCUUAUGUUGUGUAAUGCUGAAUUUCCAAAUACAAUGACAAAGUAGUUGAGUGUU
Triplophysa dalaica is the source of this 5100-nucleotide messenger RNA. It is a transcript of the gene znf148, whose product is annotated as zinc finger protein 148. Gene Ontology annotation, biological process: regulation of transcription by RNA polymerase II. Gene Ontology annotation, molecular function: RNA polymerase II cis-regulatory region sequence-specific DNA binding; DNA-binding transcription factor activity, RNA polymerase II-specific. NCBI's taxonomy places the organism in Eukaryota, Metazoa, Chordata, Actinopteri, Cypriniformes, Nemacheilidae. The record is from RefSeq and is a predicted model, not a curated record. The transcript has 7 exons. The coding region runs from base 243 to 2684 and encodes 813 amino acids.